AGAUCCUAAAAUUCGAUAAACAACCAAAAUGAAGAAUAACGAGGAUUUAGACGAAAAUUCCGAUGCAAUUUUCGAGGAAUGGGCAGCUGAGUGCACUCCCGACGCGCAAAAAGAGCACGAAGAGCUCGAGGAGAUUGUCAAGAUUCCAGAUUCGACAUACAGAAAAAAGAAAGGAAAUCAAAAGUUGCCGACGGUGACGACGUGCGAAGUAUGUGGAGUUGCGUUGAAAUAUCCAUCGAGGAUUAUGGAACACAUGAGAACUCACACAGGCGAAAAACCAUACGAAUGUGACAUUUGUGGAAUGAGAUUCACUCAAAGAACUCCAAUGAUUAACCAUUUUCGUGUUCAACACAUGGGUGAUCUCCCAUUUCUGUGUAAUUUCGGUUGUGGCAAACGAUUUGUGAAUAAUUCACGCAGAACUGCACACGAAUUAAGCCAUAAUGGAUUGAAGCGAGCAGGACCGGCACGGCCUUAUCUGAAACCAGUUAAAAAGAUUGUUUGUCCAUCAAUGGAUAUGGAUAUACUUUCAAAUUCUGCACUAGCUAAUUAUAUAUCACCACCAACGAUAGACUCAAUAUUUCAAAGUGAUCCAUCAACUUCUUCCUCUUCACCUUCUCAAUUUCAAUCAUCAAAUCAAACAACAAAACAAUCUAUAUAUCCAUCAGAAAAAGAAAUGGAAAAAGCUGCAAUAUCUAAUGCUCGAAUUGAUGACGUUAUUAAUACAGUAUUGGCUCGAGUUUUGGCUCCGAUUGAUGAAGAAAUUCCGAUCGAAGAACCAGAAAAAGCUCCUCAGAAAAGAGCAUAUAUUUCAAAUCGAAGAGCAACACUUGCACAAUGCAAUAUUUGUGGAUUAAUGCUUAAACAUCCGAGCAAAAUUGCUGAUCAUAUCCGAACACACACAGGCGAAAAACCAUUUGAAUGUGGAGAAUGUGGCUUGUCAUUGUCAAAAGCGAGCUCUUUAAAAGUACAUAUUCGUCGAAUGCAUACUGGAGAACGUCCAUUUGAAUGUACUUGGAGAUGUGGAUUGUCUUUUGUAACGGAUUCUGUUAGAAAAGAACAUGAAAUGACUGUACACACUGGUAUAAAACGUUACACAUGCGUUGUAAAAGGAUGUAAUGCAGUAUUUGCUCGUCGUGUAUAUCUCAUGAGACAUCGAAAAAAUGCACAUCCCGAGCUCUUCACACCAAUUUUCGAUCAUGUUCAAGUGAAUCACGAGGAAUCACAGGAUUCAGUUAUUGUUUAUGAAGAUGAUCAUGAACAGAACAAUCAGAUUAUAAUGCUCACUGGUGAUGGUGAUGACGUCAAGAUCUUGGCUCAUUUUGAAGAUGAUGAAGAGGAAUUUGUGGAGCAAGGAGGAAGCAUGGAAGAUCAAAAAACUGUUCAUUUUUGACCAGAAACUUGAAAAAGCUCUUUCAUUUUCCAAUAUCUAGGCAACUUAUAGGGUAACUAGCAUUUUCUACUUCAUAUAUUCAGUUUUCUAUUCCACCCAGCAAUUAGUUUUUAAAAUGGAAGAGUUAUUCAAAUUUCAAAUUUCUAGGCCACUAUUAAAUUUUGCAUUUUUUAACCAUUUUUUUCAUUCAAAUUCUAGAAAAAUUGUGAGAAUUAAUUCUCACAAUUUUCAGUUUAUUUUGGUUAACCUACGAGUUUCUUUUUGCUUCUUUUUUUAAUAAAGAUUUUUUUUC
Messenger RNA from Caenorhabditis elegans, 1682 nucleotides. RefSeq names its product C2H2-type domain-containing protein (gene let-391). NCBI's taxonomy places the organism in Eukaryota, Metazoa, Nematoda, Chromadorea, Rhabditida, Rhabditidae. Bases 29 to 1390 code for a protein of 453 amino acids. The transcript has 8 exons. The record is from RefSeq and is marked reviewed.